Molecule: messenger RNA, 603 nt
Organism: Rhizophagus irregularis DAOM 181602=DAOM 197198
Lineage: Eukaryota; Fungi; Glomeromycota; Glomeromycetes; Glomerales; Glomeraceae
Source: RefSeq, a predicted model, not a curated record
AUGAAACAAUGUUGGGAUGCUGAUCCAUCAAAAAGACUUGAUACUGAAACACUAUAUUCAAAAUUAAAAGAAAUUUAUCAUAAUAUAUCAAAUGAAACACUUCAACAAGAAACAAAUAUUAACUUAGAAAUGAAUGAAGCAAACAAAUCAAUAACAGGUAGCAAAUUAUUUACAAGUAACAUUCAUCAAUUUACAAAUUUACCUGAACCAAGAAAUGCAACAGAAGAGGAGCAAGAAGCAUUUCAUAGUAAUAAUUCAUAUGACCAUUUUAAUAUUCCUGAUAAUAUCGAUGAUUUUAAUAGUUCAAGUAAUCAAAAUUAUGGUAGCACAUCCAAAGCAAGUAGUGUUUUAAAAGGUGAUAGUGAAGAAUUAUCUAAAUCAUUUGAUGAAUUACAAAUAAACUCAAACGAAGAUAAUCAAAUUAAUUAUGAAAAAGAAAUAGUAGAACAACAACAAAUAAAGAAUGUCAACAUUGAUGAUAAGGAUGAAAUCCAUGAUGAUAAAAAUUUUCAUUCAGAGGAACAAAAUAAAUUUGAAAUUUCAUAUGGCAAGUGUUUUCAUAUUACCAUUUGUGCUUUACAUACAGUACGUGUAUUUAUUUAA